UAAAGGAAGUGGCCAACAAAAAGUUGUGAUACUAGCCGAUUUAGUGAAAGGCAUCAUGAAAGAGAGAUAGGUCGUGUUUUAUGGUCUUAAAACACAAACAAUUGAUGCUACGCACCACAAAAACAAGUUAACUGCUGAUCUUGAUCUUUCUGAUGCCGCUUUGAGAGACAUACGAGCAACCAUGAACGAAGAUUGUUUUAACCGAGCACCCGGAGCAGAGAGGUCCCGACAUUUUCCCGCGGACCCCGGGCUUGUGGGGUCCACCGGCAAUGGAGACCCCAAAGCCCCGCUUUUCAACCAAAGGGAGCCGUUGAGACAGCCGCGAACAUCCCCGCCUUAUUCUGAAAACAGCACAAGCGCGGCCGACGCCAUGGUUGCUGGAGAUUUUAAAAGACCGAGCAAACACCAACCAAGUGCAAAUGCCAACAGUGCGUCUGCCUCCAGAGGUUUUAAUGAAGCAGAUUCUUUGGUCCAGUCGUCAAAGCUUUCAGCGAGUGCCCCAGAGUUUUUCCCUUCUGGAAUGAACUCCUGUGAAGACCCCUCUUUUUCUGAUGACAGCACAAGCUAUUAUGAGGAACAAACCUUGGCUGAGACGGUGACAGACUUCCUGGCCCACCUGAGCUCCUCACCAGGCUCCUUUGAGUCUGACGUUGAACAGAUAACGGCGAUGCUCAAUUCCUGGGUCACUACUGAGGAGCUGCUGAAUGAGCUGGUGGAGCUGAUUUACACACAGUCUACUGCCAUUCCGAACUUCUCGUACACGGGCGCCCGGCUCUGUAACUACCUGUCUCAUCAUCUCACCGUCAGCCCUCCAAGUGGCAACUUUCGUCAGCUGCUCCUAAAAAGGUGUCGGACAGAGUAUGAACAGAGGGAUGGAGCUGUACAAGGAGACAAAGAGACUCAGAAGAAGUUCCACUCCUAUGUGCUCUUCCUGGGAGAGCUCUAUCUCAGCCUCGAGGUCAGACAUUGUCUUCGAAGCCACAUUACAUAAGCAUUCCUUAAGUCGUCAGCUUU
Messenger RNA from Notothenia coriiceps (black rockcod), 1014 nucleotides. It is a transcript of the gene paip1, whose product is annotated as poly(A) binding protein interacting protein 1. The coding region runs from base 182 to 991 and encodes 269 amino acids. The record is from RefSeq and is a predicted model, not a curated record. Gene Ontology annotation, biological process: regulation of translational initiation. Gene Ontology annotation, molecular function: RNA binding; protein binding; translation activator activity. Lineage: Eukaryota; Metazoa; Chordata; Actinopteri; Perciformes; Nototheniidae. The transcript has 5 exons.